Mercenaria mercenaria is the source of this 5129-nucleotide messenger RNA. RefSeq lists its product as uncharacterized. NCBI's taxonomy places the organism in Eukaryota, Metazoa, Mollusca, Bivalvia, Venerida, Veneridae. The record is from RefSeq and is a predicted model, not a curated record. The coding region runs from base 496 to 2136 and encodes 546 amino acids. The transcript has 8 exons.
GAUCUUCAAAAACGCAAAACUUGAUCAAGGGUUAUCGGCAUAUUUACUUAAAGUUUGUUCUCGUUUCAAUUCAAUCAAAGAAGUCUAUUUUUAUAACUCUUUGUUUCAAUGAUGUUUGAGAGCAUUUCAAUGAUGUUUGAGGGGGGAAAGCUGAAAUAAAAAUAGUGUCUUAAUUGUUCAGUUGGAUUAAUAUUUUCAAAUGUGAAUUUGGAAGUUAAUGUAUUGAGGGGUAAAUCUGUUUAUCAUUUUCAAAACUCGGCUUAAUAUAUUACGGAUCUGCUGCAACAGUGUCUGCUACGAUGCCCAUCCGUGUAGUCCAACACGUGAUGUAAUAAUUCCUUUCAUUUCGGCAAUCUGGGCUGACCGUCAGGGGAGGUAACCAGAGUCACGGGUUGAGCGGAAAACGACAAGGUCUAUCAAUUAUUAUUUGGACUAGCCAGAAACGACCUGAACAGUUGAACAUUCGCUUGUUAAAAGACAACAUUUGACAAGGGGAUGAGUCGGUUACACUCGUACAGCGAGUCGGACGUUAACUUCUAUUAUGUUGAUGACAAUGCAAAGAAGGCAAAUCCACAGAAAGUUGAUACAUUUGACAAAUUGAUAACCCAUCUUAAGAAAGCCAUACAGGACCGAAGACAUGAGGAGUUAUACCUUGUUCGAGGAAUUCUGGUUUGGAUUGCUCAAAGCCAGUCACACAGCGGGCGAGAGGCGCGGUAUAACACACCACUUUUCUACAUACAGCAGCUGGUUGAAAGAAGAAUAUCCCCGGCAGAAGUCUUUAAAAUAUUUUGCGGAUAUGCUGGAAUAGAAUGUGAACAGGUUACCGGAAGAGCAAAAGCUAUUCGAUACAGGGCAGGAGACAGCGAUUCAGAAUAUCUAAAGCAUCACACAUGGAUAGCGUUUAAAGCAGACGGAAAAUGGCACUUGAUGCAUCCGCAAUGGUCCAUUCAAGCUUUCGUCGGAUACGAACACGGAGGCGAAAUCGAAAUUGAAAAAGACGGCCGAGAAAAAAUCAAGGUUAGGACUGAAAAACAAGGACGGCCAAUGUUUAUGGUAAAUGACUUUUGGUUUUGUACAGCGCCCGAAAUCUUUGUGACAAGAUGUUUUCCAGAUGACAUCAAGUGGCAAAAUCCGGAUGGUAAUGUUUUCGUAAAUACUGUCAAUGAUUUUCUGGCUUUACCGGAUCUACGACAAGGUUUUUAUGACAUGAAAUUAUGUUUACUUAUUGAGGAAAAAUCUUGUGUAUUACAUUCUAAAAAUGGAAAAUGUUACGUCUCUGUUAUGACUGAAAAGGAUGGUGCAAAAGCUAUUGAUUUCUCAUACGAGCUUGCAAUGGAAGGCACUUCCGGUGAUGAUUUGAAGCCCAAAGACAUGAAGCAGUUAGUUUUACACCAGAUUUGCGGGAAGGAAAGAAAUAUUAUCAAAUUUGAAAUUCGUCUGCCAGUCGUGGGAACCUACUGGUUUCGCUUAGCAGUAGGGCUGGUACAUGAACCGGAUAAGAAGCGGAACUGCUGCGAGUUCAAAAUAUUAUGUAAAGAAGCAUGCAAGGAUUGCAGACGAUUCCCCAUGUGUGCUGGUCUGGGUGCGUAUGGGUACGGUCCACAAGCAGAAGAAGCUGGGCUCGUGAAUUCAUCUCAGACAGAUGCAAAGAUAAACAUGAAACCAAACAAAGGGAAGUCAAAACAGACAAUUGCUACGUUCAAAACAGAAAACGACCCUGAGACAGACAUGUCGUAUGCCGCCCAGAUAAUCAAGAGCGGAAGUGACGAAGUAGAUGGCGAUAGUAUAGACAUCAUUCUAGAAGGAACUACUGAAGUGGUACACGACAAGAAACAAGGUAAACUGACCGUUAACGCAAACGUUCCAAAAGACGGUGAAUAUGCCUUGGUGGUUACAGCCAAGGACUUAAAAGACAAGAAAAACAAGAAAGAAAAGCCUGUCGCUGGUUACUUGGUUACUACGCACGAGGACGAAGAUGAUAAAAGGACAAAUGCACAGAUCAAACAGCAAGAAAGGAAGGUGAGAUGCGAAAACCACAAGGUGGCCAAAAUAGAAGAAAGAAACAGACUGGUAGACAUUAUUGAUUCAACCAGAAUGGAAAUCGAUUCGCUUAAAGUUUCAGGGAAAAGAAAAUGAAGUACAAAAGACCAAACUCAGUAGCAAGAUGAAUGAUUCAACCGCGUUCAAUACAGUGUUCAUUGGCCAUUCUGCUUUUGUUGUUUAGAGGGAACAAAUUUCUUUGAUCUAUUCUAUUGUUCUGCUUGCCUAGUUACAACGAUAGAGUUUUAGGACACCAUUGUCGGCGUGUGUAUAUUUCAACUGUCGUUCUUUCGUUUUGUCAAGAUUUACUUUUGUUUUAAGUUAUUUCAAUGGCGGAGACAACAUAUCAACACAAAGGAACACCUACGCAAGCCACAGAUAUCGUUAUGGAAACGAUAGAUGUAACUUAGCAGAAAUCAUGUACAAUAAAAAGUGUAAUUUAGAAACAUUCUUAAAUGGUCAUCGUGUAGAGUGCACGUAGAUUGAUAUUAAAUCCUGACAUUCGGUUGAUGGAACUAUGGGAGUGGAGGAUGUGUGUAGUGGAGGUGUGAGGGUGCGGGUUUUUUUCAGUUUUCAGUGCACGGUAUUGAACGUGUUUCUCGUUUCGAAAUUCAUUUUAUGAGUAAAAUAUGUGUUGGUAACUGAAUGUGCCCUGCAAACACGAAGAGUAGUAUAUAGGGACGUGUAUCUUUAGACAAUAUGCUGUGCUAGCUGCACUAUGCAAAUAGAGCUAUCUAUUUACUUUUUAUGUUUCUCAAUUAGUUUUGGUUAUUGGAUCUUUUUAUUUGCGAAUAUUAUUAAUCCGUUUACCUGUAAAAUACAUUGAUAUCAUAUCUAUGUUCGCAUUUUUGAAUUAUUAUAUCAAUUUAGCUUUAUUAUGUCACUUUAUUUUAUCUUAUCCUAUACAGAACCAAACAGAACAACAUUGAUAUGCCGUGGCUAUUGUGUUUGGUUUCUAAAUCCAAAAAUAAUUCUAAACAUCGCAUUACACAUGUUACAGAUACAAGCAUUUAACGAAAUCUUACUACAAAAACUUGAAUUUACCAAAAAACAGCGUUCAUCCUUAUUUUUGAUUAAUGUUAUACAUAUACAUUUCCCUAGUUUUAACAUACUGUAUACUUUGUCACCUACUAUGGACACUCAUACAACGCUAUGAUUGUCUUGUGAUAUCUCAUGUAGCGCCAUUUUAUAUCGUGUUUUAAUGACUUUAUUGAAUUAUUUUGGAGGGUUCAUUAUGUAACUUUAUCACAUUAUAUGCAUUUUCAUUAUAUUAUGUGAAAGGUGAAGCACAUGAUAUAAGAUGUAUAAAAACGAUGAGUAUCACGUGACACUGAUGGCGUUCCAUACACUCCGUAGUUUACUUUUAAUUUUAUACACAGAAUACACAUGUACAUGUAAAACGAUUUUAUUAUGUAGGUCUAGAAUGAACAGAUGCAAAUUACAUAAAUUUGUUUAGUCUACAAUAGUCCAAUGAGCCAAAGUACACGUAAACUGUGAAAUAUUUAAAGAUAAUCUAAGGAUAUCCAAAUCAAUGCAUAAUCUUUAUAGCCACACAAAGUGGGACCAGCAAACAGAGUCCAAGGCCCAGGAUCUGACUUCUUCUGUUCCAAUUCUGAAAUAUACGCAAAAAUUGUCUUUUAAAACAUGGUUGACCAAGGUACUUUCACUUGGAACAAUAUUGGUACUUUUUUCGAUACUGACUAUCAUGCAAGGAUUAUUAUUUUCACCCUUGAUGACAUCCACCAAAUAUUUGCCCUUUUUUGUGAAUUUUUGCUAGUGCCCCGUUAUGAUAAUGUCGCUAUGGCAUAAUAACUGUACAAUCAGAGAAUUGUUGCUUAGUAACACACAAUUUUCAGUGUUCUUUGGUUAUUAUAAAAAGUAAAUCUUCUCGGGUACGGAAAGUCAGAGGAGGUAAGUAGAGUCACUAGUUGGGACUAAAUAAUAUCAUAUUUUCAGUCUCCUUUGUUUAUUAGGUUGUGCUAGAAUUAAGAAAUGAUAUAUCCCAUUUCAUGAUUUGUCGUUGAAUAAAACCGUUGCUUCAAUACUUUUUAAAGUAAGAGGUAUCUCAGACGACAAACUCAUCUUCGAACGUUGGCCCUUGGAAUAUCAAACGUUGUAACGUCGCAUCGAAACGAAGACUUCCAGUAGGCAACUUCUGGGAAAAUGCACGUUUUAUCGCUGAAUAAAUUUUUUCUUCUUUUUUUUUUCAUUUAGAUGCGAAUGAAUUAUAUCACGAGGGCGCAACCCGAGUGAUAUAUUAAUACGCAUCUAAACGACAAACAAUGAUUUUAUUCAGGAGCAAAUCACUAAAUGUAUCUGUGAAGAUAUUUACCAAAAAUCUGCCUUUUGUGUUGUUUCCUUUUCCAGCGCGCCGCUGUGAUGUUUGACGUAAUUCGUGAAAAUUCUUUUACUGAUUUUGUGGACUAAACAGUCUGAGAUGGCAAUUUUCCCAUCGUUUUAAAUAAAUUUGUGUGGGAAGUGCAUUGGCAUGUUUAUAACAGAUGUAUAUAAAUUGGAAGAUGAUAAAAUGAUGUCGGUGGACCGUGAUAAUUUCUUUAUAGAGCCUAUAAAUAAUUCUAGUAAUAUAAAAUUCUUGUAAUAUACCAUUUACCUGCGGAUUUAGGAAUCUCGAAAUUCGUUCACAAUUAUUUCUGGUCAUGCUAAAAAUAUAAGUCAUCGGUAGCACCAAUCUUUAUAACGUGAAAAUCACAGAAUAUAGAUUUUUUAUGAAGUAUUUGCCAAAAAUAGUAGUCACUCAUAAUUUAAAAUGCCAUUAGGGCCCCUUUCUUAUAUAUUACUGAUAUGAUGCUAGUCUUGCCAACCUUCUUGUGGUAUUUUGAUGAUGGUCUGCUAGCCUGGCACAACUAUUUCCAAGUGCGCACACAAUACUUUUAAGUGAAUCCGUUAGAUUUCUUGAAAUAUAGAAAAUAUUGGACUUUAAACAUACUGAACGUUUAAUCUCACUUUUUUUGUAAGAUUUUUAAAAACUUGUGACACAGUUUUGUAAGAUUUUUUUUAAAAUGUUACACAGGUUUGUAAGAAUUAAAAAAAAAUUGUAACACAGUUAAGAUAAAUAUUUUGACAUUUUC